Messenger RNA from Rasamsonia emersonii CBS 393.64, 804 nucleotides. RefSeq lists its product as uncharacterized. NCBI's taxonomy places the organism in Eukaryota, Fungi, Ascomycota, Eurotiomycetes, Eurotiales, Trichocomaceae. The record is from RefSeq and is a predicted model, not a curated record. The coding region runs from base 1 to 804 and encodes 267 amino acids. The transcript has 2 exons.
AUGCGAAGUGGACGGGCGGCGCUCGAACUGGGCGAAAAUGCCCAUCCCCGCGCCGGGCCAGGACCGCGAGCUGCCUCCCAACCCACGGGCUCAAAGCCGCUUCUUCGCUCGACUACCACCCGAGAUCCGGCGCCAGAUCUAUCUGCACCUCUUCGGCGACCGUCGCGUGCAUGUCGAAUUCGACAUUGGGACGGUCUACCAUCACAAGCUGGGCAUGGAGUUCGAAGAAAGGCGCGAGAAGUGGCGGUGGUGGCAGCAGUGAACAGGUGGAAUUCUAUCCAUUAUGCUUGGACUUUCGCUGCUGUUGGCAUGCAGACGACAGGAUACAAAGAGUCCCUCAACAUUCUCUACGGCAGCAACACCUUCGUUCUCGCCAGAAAAGAGGUAAUGGUCUUUCGACUCGCCAAGCUGUGGCCAGCGAGCCAUCGCGCACUCGUCACGUCCACGGAUAUCCUGCUGCCAUUAUGGCUCAAAUGCAUCAAUCCGGUGCCAGAGGAUAUCUACAGCGCGUUUUUCGGACUCCUGCAAGGCGACGUCUACCCGAACCUGCGCAAGCUCCGCAACAUGCUCAGAAUGAUUCCUCGUACCGUAUCGUUCGAGCUUCGCGCUCCGUCUCCCUUGACCGAAGAACAGGAGGACUCGUGGGUCCGGCCGUGGGAGGAACUAGCUACCAGCCGCGCGCACUGGGAGAGAUUGGAGAUUAUUGUCCCGGACAGUUGGAAGCCAGACUUUGAGAAGGCGCUCAAGAGAAGGGCCAGGCUGGACGGGAGUGAUUUGAAACUUAGGGCGCAGAGUUUCCUAUAG